Messenger RNA from Zingiber officinale, 839 nucleotides. RefSeq names its product mavicyanin-like. Lineage: Eukaryota; Viridiplantae; Streptophyta; Magnoliopsida; Zingiberales; Zingiberaceae. Gene Ontology annotation, cellular component: plasma membrane. The coding region runs from base 98 to 682 and encodes 194 amino acids. The record is from RefSeq and is a predicted model, not a curated record. The transcript is spliced from 2 exons. Gene Ontology annotation, molecular function: electron transfer activity.
CACCAUCACUCGUCUUCCGCGAAGCUCCACAGUGACCAAGUGAAGGAACCAGCCUUCCUCUCUCUCUCUCUCUCUCUCUCUCUCUAUCGGUGCUGCCAUGGAGAGGAAGCCCACGGCGGCGGCGGCAAUGGCAGUGGUGGGGGUUCUGCUCGCUGUCAGCGUAGUGCCGUCGGACGGCGCCGUCCUGACUGUAGGAGAUGCCCUGGGAUGGACCAUCAUGGGAAGCCCUAACUACACCGCCUGGGCCACAAGCAAAACCUUCCAUGUCGGCGACACCAUCGUGUUCAGUUAUGCCAAGAGCUUCCACAAUGUUGUUGAGGUCAACAAGACCAACUACAACGCAUGCAAUAGUUCAUCUCCAAUUGCCACCUAUGCGACCGGCAACGACUCCAUUACAAUCAAGCAUAAGGGUCACUACUACUUCAUCUGUGGCUUUCCGGGUCAUUGUGAUGCUGGACAACGGGUGGACAUUAAAGUCUCAAAGCUUUCCUCCCCUUCCCCUUCCCCUUCCCCCACCGCAUCAUCCACCUCCCUGCCUGGUUCCCCUACUACCAGUGCUAGCAGUGGUAUCUCUCCAACUGCAACCAACUCCGGAACAAAAGCUGUUCCCACAGUACUCGCUGCUAUUAUCGCCGUGUUUUGCUUUGCUGCCACCUCUGGUGGCUUUGUUAGGCAGGAGUAGUGGGGUUGUGAUUGUUUCUUUUACAAGACCAUUGUGCUUAUUGUAACCUAUCUUGCCUCAGUGUUAAGUUAAACCAUUGAAAUUUGGCAUGUAGACAUCUGAACUCUUUAACAAUCUGUUUCCUAUGAUCGAUUAUUCUCUACUUUGCACUUCUUUA